Molecule: messenger RNA, 2704 nt
Organism: Dendrobium catenatum
Lineage: Eukaryota; Viridiplantae; Streptophyta; Magnoliopsida; Asparagales; Orchidaceae
Product: pentatricopeptide repeat-containing protein At2g37230
Exons: 2
Coding region: 114-2357 (747 amino acids)
Cellular component (GO): chloroplast
Molecular function (GO): protein binding
Source: RefSeq, a predicted model, not a curated record
CCUCAAGCGCGACCUGUAUUUCAUCGCAAACCCGUCAACAACAUGUAUCCGCUGCUGUGUUGCGAGCCGCCGACUUGACGAGCUUACCUCAUUACUUCACUGAGCCCGUCAAAAUGGCGUACCUUUCCUCCUUCGCCGCCACCAAACUCACCUCUAGAACCCUAACCCUAGCCCUACUCCGCAACCCGGCCCUCCUUUUCAUCCAUGGCUUCUCAUCUUCCUUCUCAUCCGCCACCUCAUCCGAUCCCCCUCCUGCUUCCGAUCGUUCUUCGGACUCCGCUCAGGCCCGACCUCUGCGUGGCGAGCACGCCAAACGGCCGCCAUCUCUGGACGAAACCAUCUGCCACAUGAUGUUCCGUCGGCCAUGGACUACACGCCUCCAGAACUCAAUUCGCUUUAUUUGUCCUGUCUUUGAACAACCACUCGUCCUCGCCGUCCUUCGACGUGCCGGCGAUCGCGACCCCAACAGAGCCCUCAGCUUCUUCCGCUGGGUCGAGAAAACUGGCUUCCGCCACGACCCUCACACUUACUCCGAAAUCAUCUCCAUCCUCAGCCGAUCAUCCAUGCUCAACCACGCCCGAUGCCUUCUUCUCGACGACAUGCCUAAGCGCCUCGUCUCUCGUGACGAGCAAAUGUUCGUUGACCUCAUUGCCGCCUAUGGACGCGCCGGUAUCCCCCAGGAGGCCGUCAAACUUUUCCGCCGCCUCCCAGAGCUUGGCGUCGACCGCACCUUGCGAUCCUACGACGCCCUCUUCAAAGCCAUCCUCCGUCGCGGACGAGUUCUCAUGGCCAAGCGUGUCUUCAAUUCCAUGAUCCGUGAUGGUGUUCUUCCGGCUAUCUCCACCUACAACAUUCUUAUUUGGGGCUUUUGCCUCUCGAUGAAGAUGGAGACAGCAACGCGCUUCUUUUCCGAAAUGAGAGAGAGAGGAUUUUCGCCGGAUGUUGUUACCUACAAUACCCUGCUUAAUGGCUGGGUGCGAGCGAAGAAGAUGGAUGAGGCACACAAGGUGUUCGAUGAAAUUGUUACUGUUGGUCUGAUUCCUAACUCGGUUACCUACAACCUUUUGAUCAAAGGAAAUGUGUCUUGUGGAAACGUGGAUGAUGGAAUCCGGCUAUUUGAUGAAAUGAGGGCUAAGGAGAUUACGACCACUGAGCGGACCUAUGCUGCUCUGCUACCUGGGCUCUGUGAUGAUGCGGAAAGGACUGCAGCUGCCCUGAAAGUUUUCAAAGAAAUGGCAGAGAGGAAGAUGACUCCCAAGGACAAGUCCAUAUUUUUUAGAUUGAUCACAAGCAUGUGUAGGGCUGGGGACUUCCAUAGUGCAUUGGAUAUGCACCGAUUGAUGGAUAAAUUUCGGGUUUCUUUAGAUUCGAAGCAUUACAGUAUAAUGAUUGAGAGUCUCUGCAAUGGUGGAAAGUUUGAGCAGGCAGUAGAGAUGCUCAAUGAGCUCCUUGAGAAGGGCAUCUUGUUGGGACUUGAUAGUUUGCCUGUAGAAGCCUCUGCAUACAAUCCAAUAAUUGAGUACUUAAGCUGCCAUGGCCAUACUUCGAAGGCAGAGACAUUCUUUAGGCAGCUUAUGAAAAGAGGAGUUGAUGAUAAAAUUGCAUUCAAUCAUUUGAUUCGUGGACACGCCAAGGAGGGGAACCCCGAGCCUGCAUUUGAAGUCCUUAAAAUCAUGAAUCGUCGCGGAGUUGAAUCAGAUGCAGAUGCUUAUGAGCUUCUUAUAGAUAGUUUCUUGAAGAAGAGAGAGCCUGCUGAUGCUAAGACUGUCUUGGAUAGCAUGGUUGAACAAGGGCAUCUACCGAGCCCAGCUCUAUUCCGGUCGGUAAUUUCUGCACUAUUCGAUGAUGGGAGAGUACAGACAGCAAGCCGAGUGAUGAAGAUCAUGAUAGAGAAGGGUGUGAAAGAGAAUCUGGACAUGACACAGAAGAUAUUGGAAGCUCUCCUCAUUAGAGGGCAUGUUGAAGAAGCCAUUGGCCGCAUCAAUUUGAUGAUUAUGAAUGGUUGCAUGCCUGAUUUGGAUAGCCUGGUAGGCUUCCUGUGCGACAAUGAACAGCCAAUUGCAGCACUAAAGCUUGUAGAUUUUGCAUUAGAAAGAGACUAUGACGUUAGCUUCUCAAGCUAUGACCGCCUGCUGGAUGCUCUCUAUAUUGCAGAUAAGAUACUUCCAGCAUACUCAAUACUUUGCAAGAUCAAAGCAAAGGGUGGGGUAGUGGAUAACAAGGGUUGUGAGAACCUCAUUAAGACCUUGAAUACCCAAGGGCAUACAAAGCAGGCUGAUAUUCUGUCAAGAAUCCUUUCGGGAAACACUGUUUUUGAGAAGAAGAGGGCAAGAAGGAUGGAGACCCAGGCCUACUGAAAAUCCGACCGUUACUGAUUCAUAUUGGAAUUAACAUUUCUGUUCUGGAAACUAGGAUUUGCCAUGCACAAGAAGUGAAGGAUGACGAGAAAUUAUUCUGUGCGGACACUGGAUGGUCUGAAGAUUAGUCAGAAUGUGCCAUGUCACCCAGCACACAACGUUACCGAGCAAAAAAAAAAAUUACAUGUUGCGUUCUAGUUGAUCUCCGGAUGUCGUCUAGGUCUGCAAGAAGAAUAAUUUUUCCCUAAUGGCACUCUGUUGGUGCUCUAGGAUAGUACGUCUUAGGUGGCUCAAUUGAUGCUUUAAAUAAAAAUAAUAUAACCCAUGAAAUGUACCAACUUAAAUAA